Molecule: messenger RNA, 1833 nt
Organism: Phaeodactylum tricornutum CCAP 1055/1
Lineage: Eukaryota; Bacillariophyta; Bacillariophyceae; Surirellales; Neidiaceae
Exons: 5
Coding region: 161-1510 (449 amino acids)
Molecular function (GO): protein binding
Source: RefSeq, a predicted model, not a curated record
ACUUGUCCAAGACUCUCCAGUCUACUCGUAGAUAUAGGUAACCGUCCUUCUCCUUUCCUCUACUAGCAGUAGCAGAAGCGCAGAAAGAAUCAUAGAUCACCACGGCAUCGUCGUGUCACGUCCCUUCUUCUGUUCACGCACUACUCUAUUUGCUUUCGACAUGCUCCAGUUCCCCCCCGUCCUUACCGCGGUGACCUUGGCCUGUACCGUAGUCUUCACUCGGGCGCAGCAGCAAUCGUCCCCCGUAGACUAUGGUGUCGAUGUUUCCUUCCCAAUGCACCACGCCGUUCCGUCCACCAACUACGCUUGGUUACCGCACAACAUGGAUCCUUCCCUCCCCACACCUCCCGAAUAUCAGGACAUGUCUGUCCAACCCCUCGGGGAUAUGAAGGCUAAACACGAACACUUCAUGAACGGCUGCUCCGAUUAUUACGAAAGCAUGGGUGAUCGCUGUUGGUCGAACGAACGGGAUCGGAUCACAAUGAGCCUGCGACAACCCCAGUCUAUGCGCAACUACACCGAAUUCGGCUUUACCAAGAUUCGGGCCCCGGAUCACGUCUUUUCUCUGAUUCAGGAAUUUUGGCAAGCGAACAAGGACAAGCAAAAACUGGAACGGUGGCCGGCUGGUAACAUUUAUACCAAUCACUGGGAAUCGCCCACGUACUUGGUUUCCGUGGAAGAUACUUCCCUUGAUGGAGGAGGUUUUGUACUGAAACAGCACAUCUGGAACGCCGCCCGGGAUACCAUUCAGGAUUGGACGGGUCAGCAAUUGGCCGAAUGCAGUCUGUACGGCAUUCGGGUUUACAAAGAGGGUGCCAUAUUGUCACCGCACGUAGAUCGAUUGCCGUUGGUCGCUUCGGCGAUCAUCAAUGUCGAUCAGGACGUUGAUGAGCCCUGGCCACUGGAAGUGAUCGGACACGACGGUAUUGCACGUAACGUCACCAUGGAACCAGGAGAUUUGGUUCUCUACGAGUCGCAUUCCGUCUUGCAUUCGCGUCCCUUCCCGCUCAAGGGACGUUUCAUGAGUAACGUGUUUAUUCAUUUCGAACCAAUUGGACCGAUUGCUGGGCAGAUUGAAUACACCGGAGACCUUCCUCCUUACUUAAUUCCCGGCAGCCCGGAGGAGAAAAAUUGGCGCAGAAGUAAUCCCAAUGGGCACAAGAUUGUGGGAAAUCGCGCUUUCGCUACCGGCUCGACCGAAGCUCACCACCACGCUAGCAAGGGUGAUUUGGAACAGCUGCAGCGCAUUUUGGACAAGAAUGCGGACUUGGUUAAUGCGCGAGACAAGAACGGUUGGACUCCCUUGCACGAAGCGGUCCGUACCGGAGACGAACGCCUCGUUGAGCUUUUGUUGGAUCGGGGCGCCGAAGUGAAUGCUCGCACGGGGGAGAAAGGAGAAGGCGGUACUGCUCUUUGGUGGGCGCGCAAAUUUAAUGAGGAAGAAAGUCCAGUGAUGCGCCUCUUGAAAGAACGUGACGGCAAGUUUUACGGACCCAACACUGAGCUUUGAAGCUAAUGCGACCGCAGCGCACCAGCCUAGAGGAACUGUGGAUUUCGGUGCACAUUCCACAGUCACUUACGUACUUUGUUCUCGUGUUGGCGAAUUAGAGGAAAGGAGGUCCAGAAAAGUGAGGUAAGGGCUGCUGCACUUGCUCAACAGAGGAAAGCCUUCCGGUUUCAUUAUAGAGCCACGUUUCAUCAUGCUAGAGAUCUAUUUUUGUUCGUCAUUUUCAAGGAUAGUUGUUGUGUGUGCUCCCUACGUAGCAGAAUCUAACAGCAAAGGGAGCAAGCAACUUUGCUCUACAUUUUUUUCUAGAAUUGAGCUCUGCCUAC